UGGAGGACUGACUGUCUGAGACCGGGGUUACAGUCACAUCUUCACCCCAGAAUAGGCUCUCCACACCGGCUUCACGUGUGAGAGAAAACCACAAUGAGACACCAGAGGAAAAAACCUACACUUUGUACAUAUCACUCUCCAUGUGUUGUAUCAGACAUGUCAAGUCUUUCAUCAGAGUGUGUGGUGAAAAUAGCUGAGGAAAGAGGAGGGUUUAACUGCUGCGACUGAACAAUGAGUUGAUCUCACAUCACUAUGAGGUACAAUGGAGGAAACAUGUCUUCAGCAGCUGCUCUUGCUGACCUCACUGCUGUGCUGCACAACACACCAAGCCUCUCUGACUGUGAGUCCCAGCAGCUCUCAGAUGUUUGAAGGAGAGUAUGUCUCUCUGAGCUGUGAGGAGGACGACAGCUCUGCUGGAUGGACGCUGAGGAGGAACACAACCAUAGAAACCAGAGCUGCGUGUGAUGAGUGGGGAGAAGCAGAUGGUUCUGUGUGUAAACUCAGCCCUAUAGCCAUUAUAGACAGUGGAGUUUACUGGUGUGAGUCCAGAGAGGGAGCAACCAGUAACAGCAUCAACAUCACUGUCAUCACUGAUGGAUCAGUGAUCCUGCAGAGUCCUGUCCUCCCUGUGAUGGAGGGAGAUGAUGUCACUCUGCACUGUAAAACAAACACCUCCAACUUCACAGCUGAUUUCUAUAAAGAUGGCUCCCUCAUCAGGACUGAGCCUGCAGGUCACAUGACCAUCCACCAUGUUUCCAAGUCUGAUGAAGGCCUCUACAAGUGUAACAGCAGUCAUGGAGAGUCUCCACCCAGCUGGAUCACUGUCACAGACAAACCCACCACCACAACUCAUCCUCAUCCUGACGUCUCCUCAUCCCCCUCUCCUCCUCUCUUUGUGUUGCUGUAUAUUCUGCCUGUCUGUGGUCUGGUCCUGCUGGUUCUACUGGUUCUGUUGGUUCUACUGGUGAGACGAUGCGUCCGGAGGAAACCUGCAGAGAGUGACCCAGUUCCAGUUUAUUCAUCAGUGAGAAGAACAGAUGACGUCAGCUGUGAAGCGAACAGGACAAGAGAGAGCGAUCCAGCUGUAGUGUACGCAGCGGUAAAAAGAACAACAGACGUCUGUUAUGGACAAAUAGCCAUCAGCCCAAACAGCAGGAGAGGUCGGACAGAGCGCCCCCUAGAGUCAGAGGUAGUCUACUCCUCACUGAAGUAGACCUCCACACCUUCACACCAGUCCGACCACUGACGUCCUGCUGCUGGUCUGCCAGCUGCAGACUUCUGUAUAUACAUAAUUUAUUUCAUUAGAUGUUUGCUUUUGUGUUUCUAACAGGAACAGUUGUAACUGAAUGUAGAGCUGCAACGAUUGUCCAAUAAACCAAAAUAUUCUCAAAUGUGAA
Messenger RNA from Thunnus maccoyii (southern bluefin tuna), 1397 nucleotides. RefSeq lists its product as uncharacterized. The record is from RefSeq and is a predicted model, not a curated record. The coding region runs from base 263 to 1213 and encodes 316 amino acids. NCBI's taxonomy places the organism in Eukaryota, Metazoa, Chordata, Actinopteri, Scombriformes, Scombridae. The transcript is spliced from 10 exons. Gene Ontology annotation, biological process: cell surface receptor signaling pathway. Gene Ontology annotation, molecular function: transmembrane signaling receptor activity.